AUGGCGGAGGCAGAGGGGGUGGCCGAGGCCCCAGGCCCAGCCUCGGGUCAGAUUUUCAAGGGUCGCCGCUCUAUGUCUGGCUCCUGGGAGCGGGACCAGCAGGUUGAGGCGGCGCAGCGGGCCCUGGUGGAGGUGCUGGGGCCUUACGAGCCUCUGCUGAGCCGAGUGCAGGCAGCCCUGGUGUGGGAGCGGCCAGCCAGGAGCGCCCUGUGGUGCCUGGGGCUGAACGCGGCUUUCUGGUUCUUUGCCCUGACAUCCCUUCGUCUUGUGUUUUUACUUGCAUUCAGCUCAAUGAUCAUUGUGUGUAUAGAUCAAUGGAAGAACAAAAUCUGGCCUGAAAUAAAAGUGCCAAGACCCGACGCGUUAGACAAUGAGAGCUGGGGCUUUGUGCACCCUCGGUUGCUCAGCGUGCCCGAGCUCUGCCACCACGUAGCUGAAGUCUGGGUUAGUGGGACCAUUUUCAUAAGGAAUCUUUUGCUUUUCAAAAAGCAAAACCCAGGCAAGUUCUGCUUGCUGAGCUGUGGGAUACUGACCUUUUUGGCUGUCUUGGGCCGCUACAUCCCUGGGCUCCUGCUCUCCUACUUAAUUCUUGUCACUGUCAUGAUGUGGCCCCUCGCUAUGUACCACCGACUGUGGGACCGAGUGUACGUAUGGCUGAAGCCCGCACUGCAGCGGCUAGACUUCAGUGUUCGUGGCUACAUGAUGUCCAGGCAGAGAGAGAGGCAAUUGCGGCGCAGAGCUCUCCACCCAGAGCAUGCUGUGGACAACCACAGUGACAGCGAGGAGGAGCUUGCUGCCUUCUGUCCUCAGCUGGAUGAUUCCACUGUUGCCAGGGAACUCGCCAUCACAGACUCCGAGCACUCAGAUGCUGAGGUCUCCUGUACAGACAACGGUACAUUCAACCUUUCACGGGGCCAGACACCUCUAACAGAAGGCUCUGAAGACCUAGAUGGUCACAGUGAUCCAGAGGAAUCCUUUGCCAGAGACCUUCCAGACUUCCCUUCCAUUAACGUGGAUCCUGCUGGCCUGGAUGAUGAGGACGAUACCAGCAUCGGGAUGCCCAGCUUGAUGUACCGGUCCCCACCAGGGGCCGAGGAGUCUCAGGACCCCCCUGCCAGCCGGGAAGAGGCCGCACUGCCGGAGCUUUUGCUUGGUGCCCUGCCUGCAGGAUCCAACCUCACCAGCAACCUUGCUAGCCUGGUUUCGCAGGGCAUGAUCCAGCUGGCCCUGGCAGGGGCCUCCCAGCCAGGCCCGUCUGGCCCACCUCCCCGGAGAGCCGCCAGAGGUGUCCUCAGGGCACCCAGUUCAGACCUGGACACUGAUGCUGAGGGGGAUGACUUUGAACUUCUGGACCAGUCAGAGCUGAAUCAGCUGGACCCUGCCAGUUCCAGGAGCCACUGA
Molecule: messenger RNA, 1401 nt
Organism: Rangifer tarandus platyrhynchus (Svalbard reindeer)
Lineage: Eukaryota; Metazoa; Chordata; Mammalia; Artiodactyla; Cervidae
Source: the annotation of a GenBank genome assembly